AUGGCACUGCUCAAACGGUUGUCACCUGCGGAGCGGGCGAGCAGCACGGACCACAGCAACAGCCCACUCCUCAAGGAACCAGGAAGCCCCUCAGGCCCACGGUGGCUAAACCGCGAUGAAGUUCCCUCAUGGUACGGCCAUCAUCCAUACCUUCGAACCAGCUAUAGGCCAGUGACCGUCAAUUUCUCGGCGCCUUAG
Molecule: messenger RNA, 198 nt
Organism: Penicillium hordei
Lineage: Eukaryota; Fungi; Ascomycota; Eurotiomycetes; Eurotiales; Aspergillaceae
Exons: 1
Coding region: 1-198 (65 amino acids)
Source: RefSeq, a predicted model, not a curated record